CCCACCACACCAAUGGCCAAGCCAGCAGCCACCACAGCUAAGCCACCACCUGCCACUACAGCAUCAGCACAGGCAAAGCUCUCCAGCACAGCAGCAGCACCAACCACAACAGCAAAGACACAACCACAAGCUGCCACCAACACCAGCAAGCCAGAGCCUGCUGCCACAGAAGGCCCAGGUGCCACCGAGGCAGCUGGGCUGACUCCGUUCUUUGAGCCCACAUCAGACCUGGGUGAUAAAGUAUCUCCAGAAGCAGAGGUAGACACUGGAGAGCCCCUUAGCCUCUCAGCUACAGAGGAUCCCUCCCUGCUAGAGAGCAUGGGCACAGCCUUCAGCCCCAGAGCAGCCUCAGGAGCCGCUCAAGGUGGGGAAGAGGAUGGCAAAGAGACCUCAGCCUUUUCCACUCCACCUCCAGCCCUCAGCCCAGUUGUUCCAGAGCUCAGGUUAGGGUUCAACAAGGCUGAGCCCAUGACCCCCUCCAAGUCAGUGGUUUUCAGCCCCGAGGAGCCAACCUUCUUGCGCUUAACAUCACCCUCCAAAGACAAGAGAGGGCAGAGCCCUGCUUUCCAGAGCUCCCUCUCAGCAGGUGCCCUGGACAUUGAGGAACUGGAGACAAACUCAGACCAGACAAGCAUGGAUGGUCCCACAGCUGGAGCCCCCAGUGCCUGCCUGGGCCUUUCACUCUUCCUCCUCCCCAGUCUCAUCCUGGUGGGCCUCCUGCUUUGAAUGGUCUUUCCCAGCUGUCCCUGUCCCAGGCACCAAGGCUUUCUUCAGCAGUGGUUGUUCCACGACCCUGGUAGGCUUGGGAAGCACCAUGGACAAUUCAGGUUGAUGCUCUCUUCUUAUGCUGCCUUACCUGCUCCAGCCCCCAUGAGCCAAGGGCAGCUGGCAGUCCUGUGGGAACUUGGUCCCCUUCCUGAGGAGACCCAAGGGCAGGAAGGUGUCUGCCAUAAUGCUGGUGACCUUGGACGCUUCUCCUUUCUCCCCAGCCCUCCUGGGCUUCUGGGCCAUCUCCAGGGUGGAAGUGAUGACCUAUCCCAGGACCUGUGUGGUUGGCAGGCCCUGCUACACCGAGUCCCCAGGGGAAGCAGAGUGACCUGGAAGCCUGAGUGGUGAUGAGGCUUGGUGGCUGGGUUUGGGGUUUGUCUGUGGAUGAGAUUUGGUGGCUGGCUUUGGUGUCUGUGGAUGAGAUUUGGUGGCUGGCUUUGGUGUCUGUGGAUGAGAUUUGGUGGCUGGCUUUGGUGUCUGUGGAUGAGAUUUGGUGGCUGGCUUUGGU
Messenger RNA from Dryobates pubescens (Downy woodpecker), 1276 nucleotides. RefSeq names its product translation initiation factor IF-2-like. The transcript is spliced from 2 exons. NCBI's taxonomy places the organism in Eukaryota, Metazoa, Chordata, Aves, Piciformes, Picidae. The coding region runs from base 13 to 726 and encodes 237 amino acids. The record is from RefSeq and is a predicted model, not a curated record.